CUUACCGUGCACACAUACUUAUCGCGCGGCUGGAGCUGAAGACAGACCUUCCUUCUAGCCGCGUACAUGCGCUCUGCCUGCGCGCGAUAACGCUCCACGAUCGCCCGUUUUCGUAAAGUAGCCGUGAUACUUGACAAAGAGCAAUAGCCAUGGCGUCGGGAGGAGAGUGCGUGAAGGUAGCAGUGCGCUGUAGGCCUCUGAACGGCAAGGAGAAGGGCGACAACCGCGCCACCAUCGUGGAGGUGGACAACAAGACUGGCCAGGUCACGCUAAACAACCCGAAGGGCGACGAGCCCCCGAAGACGUUCACAUUCGACAAUGCCUUCGAUUGGAACGUCACCCAGCGCGACGUCUAUGAUGUGGUCGCGCGGCCCAUCGUUAACAGCGUUAUGGAUGGCUACAAUGGCACCAUCUUUGCCUAUGGGCAGACCGGGACGGGCAAGACGCAUACCAUGGAGGGAUUUCCCACGCCGGAGCUGCAGGGCAUUAUCCCGAACUGUUUUGACCACGUCUUUGAGACGGUCAACUCCAGCACGGGGAAGCAGUGGAUGGUGCGCGCCUCGUACCUAGAGAUUUACAAUGAGGAGGUGCGCGACCUGCUCUCAAAGGACCCUAAGAACAAGCUGGAGCUGAAGGAGCACAAGGACUCGGGUGUAUACGUGAAGGGGCUGAACGCCUUCGUGGUGAAGGGCGUGCCGGAGCUGAAGAACGUGCUGGAGGUGGGCAAGAAGAACCGCUCCGUGGGCGCCACGCUCAUGAACCAGGACUCCUCGCGCUCGCACUCCAUCUUCACCAUCACCAUCGAAACCAUCGAGCAAACGCAGGCGCAGCCGGAGGGCCAUAUCCGCGUGGGCAAGCUGAACCUGGUGGACCUGGCGGGCAGUGAGCGCCAGUCGAAAACGGGCGCCACAGGCGACCGCCUGAAGGAGGCCACAAAGAUCAACCUGUCGCUGUCCGCGCUGGGUAACGUGAUCUCGGCGCUGGUGGAUGGGAAGAGCGGCCACGUGCCGUACCGUGACUCCAAGCUGACCCGCCUGCUGCAAGACUCGCUGGGCGGCAACACUAAGACCAUCAUGUGCGCCAACAUGGGCCCCGCCGACUGGAACUACGACGAGACGCUGUCCACGCUGCGCUACGCCAACCGCGCCAAGAACAUCAAGAACAAGCCCAAGAUCAAUGAGGACCCCAAGGACGCCAUGCUGCGCGAGUUCCAGGACGAGAUCGCCCGCCUCAAAGCGGCCCUGGAGGCUGAGGGCGGCGCGCUACCGGAGGGCUUCGCCACCGGCCCCGGCGGCGAGAUCAUUGUGGAGAAGGUGGUGCAGGUACCCAAGGCGCUGGACGCGUCGUUCCUGGAGCAGAUGCGCAAGGACAUGGAGGAGCAGAUGAAGAAGGAGCUGGCCAGCCAGCAGGCGGCGGCACUCAACGAUGAGCAGCUGCAGAAGGUCAAGGAGGAGGCGGCCGCCAAGGCCAAGGCGGAGGCAGCUCGCCUAGAGGAGGAGAAGAAGAAGGCGGAGGAGGAGGCGGCGCGCAUGCAGCGGAAGCAGCAGAAAAUUAAGGCGGAGAUGGACAAGAAGUCUCUGGAUGCGGAGCAGAUCCGUGCCGAGAAGGAGGCGCUGGCCAAGAAGCUCAAGGCCAUGGAGUCUAAGAUCUUGAAGGGAGACCAGGCGGGUGGCCUAGCGGAGGUGACCAAGAAGAAGGAGGAGGAGCUCAAGCGGAAAGAGCAGGAGCUGGAGCGCAGGCGCAAGGAGGAGGAGGAGCAGCGGAAAAAGAUCCAGGUUAUGGAGGAGCAGCAGCUGGCCAUGGAGGACAAGUACAAAGACAAGGCGGACGAGGCGGACCAGAAGACCAAGAAGCUGAAGAAGCUGUGGAAGAAGUUCCAGGAGGUCAACGCGGAAGUGGAGGACAUGUACAAGGAGUUCCAGCGCGAAAAGGAGGACCUGCUGGAGAGCAUUCGCAUGCUGCAGGACCAAAUGCAGCUGAAGGACAUGGUGAUCGAGGCCUUCAUCCCGCCGGAGGAAGUGCAGAAGGUGAUGAAGCGCGCGCACUGGGAUGACGAGCGCGAGGUGUGGGUGCUGGAGCGGCUCAGCGACAUCGGCAAGCGCGAGACCGCGCAGGGCGCCAGCCGGCGGCCCGUGUCGGCGUCGGGGCAGCGCCGCCCCACGUCGGACUUUGCCAAGCUGGCCAAUGCCAUGGGCGACAUGAACCCGCGUUUCAAGAGCGAGAACAUCCUGAACCUGGAGCUGGACCUGCCGGAGCGGACAACCUACGACUACGAGGGGCCGGGCGUGGACCCGCGCGUACAGGCUGCCUUUGACUGCGUGAGCUGAGCGGACUGUCCCUGCUUGUAAUGUCGCAUUCAUACCG
Chlamydomonas reinhardtii is the source of this 2364-nucleotide messenger RNA. RefSeq lists its product as uncharacterized. Bases 150 to 2327 code for a protein of 725 amino acids. The record is from RefSeq and is a predicted model, not a curated record. Gene Ontology annotation, molecular function: microtubule motor activity; microtubule binding; ATP binding. NCBI's taxonomy places the organism in Eukaryota, Viridiplantae, Chlorophyta, Chlorophyceae, Chlamydomonadales, Chlamydomonadaceae. Gene Ontology annotation, biological process: microtubule-based movement. The transcript has 12 exons.